AUAGUCUUACAUGCCUCCCCAACCCAACCCCACCCCUCCCUCUCUCUUCAAUUUGCAAUUUUUAUCCCUCUAAUUCCUAUCUUGUCUCCUCCUCUCUCUCACAGGCAGCUUGCCAUAUUUAACACCUGUUUAUCUAUCUGCUCAUAGUUGUAUCAAUAAGAUUUAUAUAAUUCUGCCUUUGCUGCAAAUACUGCUGUUGUUUUUGGAAUUCUCACACUUAGGUCUGCUGAGGUGAAUAUGGAGAGAGAUUUUCUGGGCUUGGCUGUCAAACAGGAGAUUACUGAUGAAUCAACUGAUGCAGAUUCAAAUAUGCAUCCCUCAGCUUAUUAUAUUGAAAACCGAGUUCUGCAUUGAGGAGUUCAACAAUGCACUGGUCUUUUCCAAACAAGGCCUCUUUUGGCUCUAAUCUCUUAUCUUUUCAAGAAGAUAAACCUCUCAAGGCUGGCUUUGAUUCCCUUGCUUCAACUGGAUUGGUUGCCAUAACAACCGAUUCUUUCGACUCUGAUAACAAAUUUUAUGGCCCCACACAGAAGAUUAAUGGUCCCGAGCAAGGGCAAGGUGGAGGAGGCCGGUAUGCAGCUGCAAGUUUUAACAAUCAAAUGAAUCUAAAACUUUCACCUUUUGCCCCUGCCAGUGUUCAUCGCUCGUUCAUUGAUCCAAAUCCGAUGGGUUCAUUGAGCUUGGCCUCACAACCUGUCCCUCCUGUUCCGUUUUCAAAUCCUGUCACAGCUGUACCUUCUAGCACCGAUUUAAGAAAUGGCUCGAAGAUCCCACAGAAUCCUAGUAAUCAGCUGACAAUCUUUUAUAAUGGUUCGGUGUGUGUCUACGACAACAUUUCUUCUAACAAGGCUCAGGCUAUAAUGCUACUGGCUGGAAAUGGCUCCCCAGCGCCGAGAGCUCCUGUUCUUGAUCCCUUUGUUGUAAGUCAGCCUCAUGUCCGUACUUCAAGCCCCAUCGAGGUUACUCCGCUCAGCAUUGCUCCACCUGUCGUCCAUCCUUGUAAUAAUGAUACAAUUCCUACUAAGCCAGCCAGAGCUUUCAUGCCUUCAUCGUUUGUUGCCGAGCCUCUGAAAGCCGCUAACACCGCCAAGUUUGUUCCCUCAGACACCGUGCCUCAGUUUCGCAAGAAAUCUUUGGCUCGAUUUCUGGAGAAGCGCAAGGAAAGAGUGAUAAAUGCAUCACCAUAUGCUGCUGCUGCUGCACUCAAGGAGCCACCAGAUUCCAGCAAGGCUCUGGUCUUGUCCCAACAAUGAGCUAAGAUGGUCGUGAAUUUUGGCUGAAGAUGAUGCGGACAACACCCUGUUAUUACAGUUUAUUGAAUACGUGAUAUCAUAAAUAUAUUAAUGAUUUAUACAGAGCUGUAAUAAUUUAUAUAUAUAUAUAUAUAUCUCUUUUACGAUA
Messenger RNA from Andrographis paniculata, 1401 nucleotides. Its product is annotated as protein TIFY 6B-like. NCBI's taxonomy places the organism in Eukaryota, Viridiplantae, Streptophyta, Magnoliopsida, Lamiales, Acanthaceae. The coding region runs from base 366 to 1253 and encodes 295 amino acids. The record is from RefSeq and is a predicted model, not a curated record. Gene Ontology annotation, cellular component: nucleus. Gene Ontology annotation, biological process: response to wounding; regulation of defense response; regulation of jasmonic acid mediated signaling pathway. The transcript has 8 exons.